UAUAUUGUUAAGGUAUUUUUUUAUAUUUUUGAGGAACAUGAAUUGAGAAUAUUUGAAUUGAUUAAAUUUUAUUGGUGGAAAAUUAUUGGAAAGUGUAUAAGAAAAUAAAAAAUAAAUUAAAUUAUAAACAUUUAUUAAAUUCUUAAUAAGCGUGCAUACUUUAGAAAAUCUUACUUUCAGGAACAGAGAGAAUAUUGUAAAUAAAAUGUUCAAGGCUUUCCUAUAAAAGAUCUAAAUAAAAUUGAAGUGAUCAUCAUGGAAUCCAUUGUGUUCAAGAAAAAUACUACCAUGAACUAUCAAGAUAGCAUAUAUUUCGAUAUAAACCUAUAAUGAUAGAUAGAGAGACACAAAUAGAAUAAAUAAAAAUACUGUAAGUAGUACUCCUAGAAAAAAAGUAAUAAUGAUGGAAAAAGAUAAAACAUCACGCAAAACCUAAAAAGAAAGUCGUCUGGUUGUCGUGUGCUGCUCUCUCCUCAAAUAGUUUUGCCAAAGUUUUCACGUCAUUUUUUUUACCCCCACUCUCCUUCGUAUCAUACUAUAUUAGUACAACGAGUACCCACCUCUCUCUUUCACCUAACCACCCUUCUCUACUCUCUCCCCAUUGAUAAAAAUGUCAGUCAACCAUUACUCCACGGACAACCACCACACUCUCUUCUGGCAGAACCUCCACACCACCGACACAUCGGAGCCAACCACAACCGCCGCCGCAUGGCUCAGUGAAGACCAGAAAGAGUAUCUCUUCGAGAAAUCUCUCACACCCAGCGACGUUGGCAAGCUCAACCGUCUCGUCAUACCAAAACAGCACGCGGAGAAGUACUUCCCUCUCAACACAACCAUCUCCGAUAAUGCUGAUGAGAAAGGGACGCUUCUAAGCUUCGAAGACGAGUCAGGCAAGUGCUGGAGGUUCAGAUACUCUUACUGGAACAGCAGUCAAAGCUACGUGUUGACUAAAGGAUGGAGCAGAUACGUCAAAGACAAACAGCUCGAUCCAGCCGAUGUUGUUUUCUUCCAACGGCAACGUUCUGAUUCCCGGAGACUCUUUAUUGGCUGGCGUAGACGCGGUCAAAGCUCCUCCUCCGCCGCGAAUCCAACUUCGUAUUCUAGUUCCAUGACUGCUCCACCGUAUAGUAAUUACUCUAAUCGUCCUGCUCACUCAGAGUAUUCCCACUAUGGCGCCGCCGUAGCAACAGCGACGGAGACGCACUCCAUACCAUCGUCUUCCGCCGUCAGGAGCUCGAGGACGGUGAGGCUUUUUGGUGUGAAUUUGGAAUGUCAAAUGGAUGAAGACGACGGAGAUGAUUCGGUUGCCACGGCAGCCGCCGCUGAGUGUCCUCGUCAUGACAGCUACUACGGCCAAAACAUGUACAAUUAUUACACUCCUCAGCCUCAUAACAUGGAGGUUCAGAAGCGACCCGUAAUCCGCACGUGGUUUCCGUUUGCCCAAAGACCCGUACUCCGCACGUGGUUUCCGAUUGCCAACCAUCUAAUCCCCCUGGUCCGGAACCAGCCGGCACUAAUACCCAUUACCCAAGGACCCGGCACCAACGCCGCGUUAACUUUAAACUUUGGGUGGGCGUAAAGCAUUCCGUAGUCACGGAAGGUAUUCGAACUCGGAUCCGUAUCGGUUGUGGUAACUACCUCAAGACCACUAGUCCACCACCUCGUGGUUUUUCUUCUGAAAGAUGAAAUUGGAAACUGAUGAGAUUAAUAUAGAAAAAGUGGGGCCAACCAAAUGAUAAUUUAUUUUUAUUUUUAUUGGAGUUACUUUUUUUUUAUCAACUAUUGGAGUUAUGUUUUUAACUAGCUUCUUCAAAUAGUUUCUCUUGCAAGUAAACCAAACAUGUAAGGCAUGGUUCAAUUCAAUAUUUUAACUAAAUAUCAAAUCAAUCAAGUCAAAUGAUUAUAAUGUAUUUUUGUCCUUUAAUUGGAAGCAGUGCAUGAAUAAGUCAUGUAUAUUAUGUAUGAUUAUUCAUACAAUUAUGCAUUUUAUCUCAGGGAGGAAGUCUAUACAAUUGAGAUAGUCCUACAAGAACCUGUUCUUUUUUCAUGUACAAAGGUCAGAUGAACAGUCAAUCAUCUGUUGAAAGCGAUCGUAUGUUCAUGCACUGCUUCUUUUAGUGCUCUUCAAUCUUUACCUCUCAUUAUAUAUACACAAAUAUCAGUGAUUGGAUCGGUUAUCCACUUCCAUGUGCUUCCAAAAA
Messenger RNA from Brassica napus (rape), 2201 nucleotides. Its product is annotated as B3 domain-containing protein At5g06250. The transcript has 3 exons. Gene Ontology annotation, molecular function: DNA-binding transcription factor activity; DNA binding. The record is from RefSeq and is a predicted model, not a curated record. Bases 611 to 1579 code for a protein of 322 amino acids. Lineage: Eukaryota; Viridiplantae; Streptophyta; Magnoliopsida; Brassicales; Brassicaceae.